This is a messenger RNA of Knipowitschia caucasica, 462 nucleotides long. Lineage: Eukaryota; Metazoa; Chordata; Actinopteri; Gobiiformes; Gobiidae. The record is from the annotation of a GenBank genome assembly.
AUGCUCUCCUCCUUCCGCGUACGUAGUACCAGAUCCACCACUGUUCCGCCUGGUGAAAAUCCGGCAGAAACGUACCACCGGCUAAAGGGUCUGUAUCGUCGUUGGAUCCGACCGGAGGAGCACACCAAGGAGGAGAUUGGAGACGCCAUCAUCCUGGAGCAGUUUCUACGCGUCCUCCCAGGCGAUAUCCGAACCUGGGUGAUGGAGCAUGAGCCGAAGGAGGGGCUAGCGGCUGCCAAACUGACCCAGCAGUACAUCAACGCCAGGAAAGGAGCACGUCAACCAACUCCACCACCAAGGUUUCCACGCCGCGAGGGUCCAACGGUGACAGCAGGUAACCCGAGUCCGGCCGGCAUACAUCAAGGAACUGGCAGAUGCGAGCUGCCAAAGUCCCAGCGAGUGAUCCGGGUUCAGGAAACACACGGGGACAUCCAGCAGAGCGGAGCCGGCGGCGGGAAGUGA